Molecule: messenger RNA, 498 nt
Organism: Triticum urartu
Lineage: Eukaryota; Viridiplantae; Streptophyta; Magnoliopsida; Poales; Poaceae
Source: RefSeq, a predicted model, not a curated record
AUGGCUGAUGCGACGCCAGCGGAAGCAAGCAGCAGCGGCGAGGCCGCGGGCGAGAAGAGCAAUAAGAAGAUCACGCUGAUCAGCUCCGACGGCGAGAGCUUCGAGGUCACGGCGGAGGCGGCGGCCAUGUCGCAGACCAUCCACCACAUGAUGGAGGACAACUGCGUCGAGAACGGCGUCCCGCUGCCCAACGUGCCCUCCAAGAUCCUCUUCAAGGUCAUCGAGUACUGCAACAAGCACGUCUCCAGCGGCGAGCAGGACCUCAAGAGCUUCGACGCCAGCUUCAUCAACGUCGACCAGGCCACGCUAUACGACCUCAUCCUCGCCGCCAACUAUCUGGACGUCAAGGGGCUCCUGGAACUCUGCCUGCAGACGGUGGCCGACAUGAUCAAGGGCAAGACGGUCGAGGAGAUACGCAAGACGUUCAACAUCAAGUGCGACUUCACGCCAGAGGAGGAGGCCGAGAUAAAAAAGGAGAACCAAUGGGCCUUCGAGUAG